AUGCCAAGUUAUGAAGUAAUUUCUCCUCAAGUUGCUUGCCCAACAUGUUCCGGAGCAGGCUAUGUGCGGAAAGAUUCCAGAGCAGAGUAUGUGGCUUUAAUUCCUCUGACAGACCGACGUCUUCGGCCGCGUAGAAUAUGCCUUAAACUCUUUGGAUCUGUAGUGAUCUGCUCCCUAGUAUUUAUACUGCUAUUGGUAUUUCUCUUUCCGCGAACAAUCUCUUUGAGAAGUUCAGUGUACAAGUUAAUUACCAUAAGUGCCAUUGCCAACAUGCAAGAUAAUUUGAUAGAUCUCACAGUGAUUAACCAGAUUAAUGUCUCAAAUCCAAACUUUGUUCCAACCACAAUAACUAAAAUUAGUGUGUCUCCGAAAUACCGUUCAGUGGAUCUACAAGAAACUGUUAUCAAUUCCAUUCAGAUGCUACCACUUCGCUCAGAAACUUUACUGAAUGUGACAACGAAGUUACUCUUUGAGCAUAAACAUUUUGAUGUUAUUAAAUUAUGUCUUAUGAAAUUACCUUACUUCCAUGAUAUAUACAUUACUUUUACCUUUCAUGUUAGUUAUACAUUAUUAUGGCAAAAUUUUGAUGCAUAUCUUACAAUUAUGCCAUUAGUUGAUUGUUAUCCAACGAAUAUGAAUCUAUCUAAUGUAGAAACUUUAUAA
Molecule: messenger RNA, 663 nt
Organism: Schistosoma spindalis
Lineage: Eukaryota; Metazoa; Platyhelminthes; Trematoda; Strigeidida; Schistosomatidae
Source: the annotation of a GenBank genome assembly